CUACUCCUCCUACUCCUCCUCCUCCUCCAGCUCUCCUGUCGUCCUGGUGUGAGGAGCUGGGACGCCUCCUCCUGCUUCGCCACCAGAAGACCCGUCAGAGCGAGCCCCCCGUGAAGGGCCCCAUGCAGCCCCCCAUGAACUCCAUGAAGCCCGGACUCUCACACGGUGAUGGGUCCUUUCCCUACGACUCGGUGCCAUGGCAACAGAACACCAAUCAGCCGCCGGGCUCGUUGUCCGUGGUGACCACCGUGUGGGGCGUGACCAACACGUCCCAGAGUCAGGUGCUGGGGAAUCCCAUGGCCAACAACAACAACCCCAUGAACCAAGGGGGAAACCCCAUGGGCUCGGGGAUGCCAGGGAACAACCAGGGCAUGAACUCCCCGCAGUUCCCCGGAAACCAGCAGCAGUACCCCAACAAGGGCAACUCCAACCAGGGCUACGUGCAGCAGGGCAUGUACGGCAGACCCAACUACCCUGGGGGAGGGGGCUUCGGUGGCAAUUACCCUGGGGGUCCCAACUCCGGACCAGGGGGCAUGGGCAUGCCUCCCCACGGCCGGCAGCAGUCGGACUUCGCCCAGCCGGCCGCUGCCGCCGCCGCCGCCGCGGUAGCCGCCGCGGCUGCCACGGCGACCGCCACCGCCACGGCAACCGUAGCCGCCAUGCAGGAGACGCAGAACAAGGACAUGGGCCAGUACGGACCGAUGAGUUCCACCUUCCAGAUGGGACCCAACCAGGCGUACAACAGCCAGUUCAUGAACCAGCCGGGUCCCCGGGGCCCGCGGACCCUCUCGGGGAACAUGGGCCCGGGCAUGAAUGCUUCCAACAUGGGCGGCCCUCCCAUGGGGAUGAACCAGCCCAGGGCCCAGGGCAUGGGGCCGUUCGGGCCUCACGGCCAGCGGAUGCCCCAGCAGCAGGGCUACGCCGGGCCCCGGCCGCAGGGCAUGAGCAUGCAGGGGAUGAAGAGGCCCUACCCGGGGGAGCCGAGCUACGGCGGGCAGCAGUACGGACCCAACAACCAGUUCCCCGGUCAGCAGGGCCAGUACCCAGCGCCCAACCCCGCCCAGAGACCGCUGCCCUCGCCCAACUAUCCGGGUCAGAGGAUGCCGGGCCAGCAGCUCCAGGGACAGUACCCCCCCCCCAGCGCCGCCAUGGGCCAGUACUACAAGCAAGAGCCAGGGUUCAACGGCCAGUCGAAUAACUUCUCUGGGAGUGGUGGAUACCAGUACAACCAGGGAAACAUGAACGGGCCUCCCAGGCCGGUGGGCAACUACCCCCACUCACCCGUCCCGGGAAACCCCACGCCUCCCAUGACACCGGGCAGCAACAUCCCCCCGUACCUGUCGCCCAACCAGGACGUCAAGCCCCCCUUCCCCCCCGACAUCAAACCAAACAUCAACGCACUUCCUCCUCCUCCAGUGAACCCCAACGAGGAGCUCCGGCUGACCUUCCCGGUGCGGGACGGGGUGGUGCUGGAGCCCUUCAGGCUGGAGCACAACCUGGCCGUCAGCAACCACGUCUUCCACCUGCGGCCCUCCGUGCACCAGACGCUCAUGUGGAGGUCGGACCUGGAGCUGCAGUUCAAGUGCUACCACCACGAGGACCGGCAGAUGAACACCAACUGGCCCGCCUCGGUCCAGGUCAGCGUCAACGCCACGCCCCUCACCAUCGAGAGGGGCGACAACAAGACGUCCCAUAAGCCCCUGCACCUCAAGCACGUGUGCCAGCCGGGCAGGAACACCAUCCAGAUCACCGUCACCGCCUGCUGUUGUUCCCACCUGUUUGUGCUCCAGCUGGUCCAUCGGCCCUCGGUCCGGUCGGUGCUGCAGGGCCUCCUGAAGAAGAGGCUCCUGCCCGCAGAGCACUGCAUCACCAAAGUAAAGAGGAACUUCAGUAGCGUAGCCGCGUCCUCCGGCAACCCCUCGCUCAACGGCGAGGACGGCGUGGAGCAGACGGCCAUCAAAGUCUCCCUCAAAUGUCCGAUCACCUUCCGGCGAAUACAGCUUCCUGCACGGGGACACGACUGCAAACACGUCCAGUGUUUUGAUUUGGAAUCCUAUUUACAAUUGAACUGUGAGAGGGGUACAUGGCGAUGUCCUGUAUGCAAUAAAACGGCAUUGUUAGAAGGACUUGAGGUGGACCAGUACAUGUGGGGAAUCUUGAAUGCCAUUCAAAACUCGGAAUUCGAGGAGGUGACCGUGGACCCGACGUGCAGCUGGCGGCCUGUGCCCAUCAAGUCGGACAUCCACAUCAAGGAGGACCCAGACGGACCGAUGGCCAAGAGGUUCAAGACCAUGAGUCCCAGCCAGAUGAUCAUGCCCAACGUGAUGGACAUGAUAGCCCAGCUAGGGCCCGGGCCCUCGCCCUACCCGCCGCAGCACGGCGGGAACCACAGCGAGUACGGCGGCCAAGGCUACGGGGGCCACGGAAACUUCGACUUUCCCCACGGCAACCCCGGCAGCACGUCCAUGAAUGACUUCAUGCACGGCCCCCAGCUCUCCCACCCCCCCGACAUGCCCGGUAACCUGAUGAGCCAGGACAAGCCGCUCUCCCACAACAUGCCCGACUCGGUACCUCAUCCUGCCAGCACUGACCAAUCACACAGCUCCUUGCAGCAGACCCUACAGCACGCCUCUCCGCACCACGGCAACCACCCCCACCAGGGGGGUCCGCAGCUGCACCACGGGGGGCCUCCUCAGCCCUUGCGGCAGCCCCCGCCCUCCCAGCAACAACAACAACAUCAACAACAACAAUUACAGCAGCAGCAACAGCAGCAGCAACAACAGCAGCAGCAACAACAACAACAACAACAGCAUCAACAGCAGCAACAGCCCGGCCCUAACAACCAUCCCCACGGCGACCUGUCCUUCAACCCCUCCAACAGCCUAGACAGUGGGUCGGGGUCGGACAUGCCAGAACCUUCCUUAGACCUACUUCCAGAGCUCGCCAACCCAGACGAGCUGUUGUCCUACCUGGACCCCCCCGACCUCCCCAGUAGCAGCAACGACGACCUACUAUCGCUCUUCGAAAACAACUGAGGGCGGACUCACACAUACACACACACAAAAACACACUCGCAGACUGACUGACCCACGCACAUCAAAUAUAAACUUCUUGACUGCCUGGGGUUGAAACAGCCCCCACCGCCCCCAUUCACGCCCAGCUCCCCAAAAAAGCGCAAAUGUUUCACAGAACUUGGCAAACACAAAGAUGCACUCCCUCUCUCUUCUUCCUCAUGUACAGUUUUCAAUGGCCAGCGCAGAUUGACUGAAAAUGGUGUUUUAACUCUUACCGUCACGGCGCUAUCGAGAGGGGCCGGCCUCCCUCACUCCUCGCUCCGAUACCUUGGAACUGUGCAGCUAUGUUAAGUCGAUUUUAUAUACCACACACACACACCGGUGUACGUGUGGACAUUAGGAAGGUGUUUUUAGUUGUAGCAUUUUUAUAAUUCAUGUUUUGUUUCUUUUCAGAUGUAAAAAAAAAGGAAUGAAUUGUAUAAAAGAGAAAAAAAUAUAUGUAAAAAAAAAAAAGAAAGCCCUUUCUGGCCAGUGUGAAUUCUGUCCGUGUUGUGAUUGCCAAUUUGAGACAGCCACCGAAUAUCUACGAAAAAGCUUAUUUUCUUGGCUGGUUAGUAGCACGGUUUGUUCUACCAUUCAUCACUUAAAAGCACAAGAGAUUAUGGCAAUGCAAAAAACUAAAAAACUUUUUUUUUAUGAAAGCAACAGGCAGAGCUCCAUUUGUGUCUAUCCUCAAACAUUUAUUUGCAUCAUUUACGAACGUUUUGUAGCUUCUUUUUUUUCAUUUCAUUAUUUUGAAAGUGGACGCAUGGGAAUAUGGGAAUAAUUGGCCCUCAGUUUCCUUCAGUUAUUGUCAGUUUUUCUUAACGGUUAAUAAAAGAACUUAAACUGAAAUCAUAUCAAAACAACCAUACAUAAACAACACAACAUAAUGGAACUCGUGGUGGUCCUGAAGAGGCUAGCAUUACGUUAGCUUUAGCGCUACAAGUGUAUUUGUAGGAUCCUCUGACUAUCCCGCUGAAUUUAGUACUUGCUGUCGAAACGUCCGUACAGUAUGUCAGCUUCACAUCGUCCCGCACUUGCUUAUCCCAGCAUUUUUUUUCAAGUAAAUCUCCCCCUUCAUGUUCAAUCGUGUGCUGUUAUUGUUAUCUACAAAGUGCAUGUGUGCCAACCCCUGUCCCGUGCUAUUCCAAAUGGUUAAGAUAGUGUUGUUGUUGUUUUUUUUGUUGCCGUUUACUCGGCUCUUAAUGUGUCUGUACUUGUUAUUAUUAUAUUAUUGCUAUUAUUAUAAUUAUUAUUACGUCAGACUAAAUUUGUAUCAUUUAUUUAAGACUAACACCGAAGGGACAAUGCUGACGUCCGCAGUCAUUUGCUGGAUGUAUACUGUUUGUGUUUGAGGUUGUUGUUGUUUUUUUCCUGUUAGUUUUCACGCUGCAAAUUUAAAGAAAUCCAUAAUUCUUAAACUAACUGCUCACCAUCACCAAAGUAAGGGGAAUGAGAAUAAAGAUAUUUGUGAUUGUUUGUUUGUGUGCAAUGGUUGUGCCGAUGUGUGUGCGUGUGCAGAUGUGAGAAUGAGUGUGUCUGUGUGUGUGUUUGUGUUUUGUUUAUACAGAGGAGGGAUUACUGUUUUCAAAAAUACAGGGCAAGCCACAGUCAAGUCAUCAUCACUACUGUUCAAGGAGAGCUUUCUGAAACCGUAUUGGAACUUCUGCCACACCUGUUAAAUUUGAACCUUUUCGCAAAGAGUGCUGUUCAGUAUGCAAAUGUAUUAUUUUUUGAGAGAAAAAAAAACUAUUGUACUGUAAAUAUUCUUGUGAAUAUUUUUGUAUCAUCUCGAUAAUGUUUGGGCCUUUCCUAGUUGCAUCGUCCGAACUCCCUAACCGAUCGUCUUGCCCUCAUAUCCAGCUGAACGCUGACUUAGUUUGUAACCAGCCUACUGUAUGGGUCCUUCCUAAAUCCUGCUUACUGCUAGUCCAUUCGCCUCAUAAGCUACCCCCUGCAGUUCUCUGUGCUCUCCCUGCACCCCUCUACUGGCCAUAUUCCGCUAGUCAGCCACCAUCUUGGUUCUGAGCGAUUGCUGGGCGGAAGGAACUGAAUGCAAUUCAGCAUUGAGUUCCCUUACCUAGUUAGCUUUAGAUCCAAGAUGGCCGCUAAAGGACCUGAACGUUGUAUACCGCAUUCAGUUCCUCUAGCCAGAUAGCUUUUAGGUUGAAGAUGUCACCAUGAUGGCCACUGGGUGAAUAAGACCCAUAUUUGUCGUCUUCUGUAUUGAACGCUCACCCGUCUUUCCGGAACUAGAAAUAAAAAGUUAACUGUAAAUGACACACGCUCACACAAAAGCAAUAUUUUCUCACUGUUCCGCUGUGUUUCAUUAUAAAUCAACAACUGGUCUAUUUAUGGAUUUUAUGUUAAAGUUAUUCAAAAUAAUUCGAUUUUGAAAUUGGCUGGCUAUUGGUGUAUCUUGCAAACCAUGUUGGCAGGCAAAUGGUAUUUUUCAUGAUAUAUACCUUUUUUAAAGAACUUCAUAUUGUUUUAAUUUAUUUUUAUAGGAUAUGUUUUGUUUCUAAACGUAUGACCAUUCACUUUUUUCCACCCUGUGUUUUGUUCGGUAAAUUAUUUUGUACUCAUAUUUUCCCCCUUUUUUCAUGUAAGACUUGAAAACAUACAACAUCAACUGUAUCUGAUGUGCUGAUGACACACCACAGUUCCAUGUUAAUCCUGAUGUUGAGCACAUGAGUUGUUUGAUGACAAACGAGUGGCAUAUUGUUUCCAUAUUUUAACACACACACAGACUGCCAUUAAUAUCCUAUUUCAGAUUAUUCACCUGCUAUCAGAAACGAAAAAACAUAUAUAUAUCAAUCCCAUGGAGCUAUCAUUUCACAGUUUGUUCUUUUAUACAUGUGAGCCAAUUUUAUGUAUCAGACAGACCUACACCCAGAAUCUAUAGUUGCAAAAUCACAGCAAAAAGGGAGGGAGGGGGGCGGAUGGAAUAUAUAAAAAUGAAAUAAAAUGAUGCAAAGAAGAGAGGCACGUCUACCUAUUCUGGUCCAGAACAGGUCUACGCAGUCAGUCAAUGUCAAAUUGGGUCAACGUUUUAGUGAUGCCUGUAUAUAUGUAAAUGAAUAUAGAGACACGUGAACAGAAAUGUAUUCAUUUUCCCUGGGAAUGUGCAUUGUUUCUUCAUAAUAAUAAAAAAAAUUAAGCUUGCAACCCCUCUAUUGGAAGUGGCUGAAUAUGGAAAAUGAAACGUUGUUCGUUAUAGUGUCUGUGGAUCGUCCUCCCUAAGCGCCCCCCCCCCCCCCCCCUGUAAUAUAUUUUGACAACCCAUUACAUGUAUACAUGUAAUACUUGGUGUUAUACUGUGUCACCUGCGUACUGUUGAGGUGCUACAGCAACCACGAAAAUAAUUCUAGAGGGAAUUAUUCUGCAGCGUGAAAGACAGACUUUUUUGGGGGUGGGGGAAGAGAGAAGAGUCCGGAAGAUUGUAACCAAAUCCAUAGUUUGUACAAUUUUUUUUAUAUUAUGAGCAGUUGGAAUGGAAAAGCAAAAUGGUACAACCUAAAGUGAUUCAUGCAAUGUGGCCAUUUGUCUCUAUGUUUGUACAUUUGUAUGUACAAUCAUUUCAUAUUCUAAACUGGUCAGAAAAUAAAGGAACUAAUUGUGAUUUUUAGUCUUGCUGAUCUGUAUGUAGUUAGAUGAUGUGACAACCUAAUAUUUAUCUAAUAAAUAUGUAUUCAGAUGAUACCUGUA
Molecule: messenger RNA, 6764 nt
Organism: Gadus morhua (Atlantic cod)
Lineage: Eukaryota; Metazoa; Chordata; Actinopteri; Gadiformes; Gadidae
Product: zinc finger MIZ domain-containing protein 1-like
Biological process (GO): regulation of transcription by RNA polymerase II; protein sumoylation
Cellular component (GO): chromatin
Molecular function (GO): SUMO ligase activity; zinc ion binding
Source: RefSeq, a predicted model, not a curated record